Molecule: messenger RNA, 3717 nt
Organism: Arabidopsis thaliana (thale cress)
Lineage: Eukaryota; Viridiplantae; Streptophyta; Magnoliopsida; Brassicales; Brassicaceae
Product: DNA topoisomerase 4 subunit B (DUF810)
Exons: 25
Coding region: 178-3717 (1179 amino acids)
Source: RefSeq, marked reviewed
CUUUUUCCGCGCUUCCCCCUAAACCCAAAGCUCUCUCACCUUCUUCCAUGGAGAGGGGACAACAAAGUACACGCUGAAAAAGCCUCUCUGCAGCUCCAUUCUUCUUCCUGGAUUUCAAAUUAUACGCUCUAGGUCAGAGGCGAUUUUUUCGUUUCCUGAUUCUAACGGGAGUCAAAGAUGGAUUCUCUGUUGCAGCGUUACCGGAACGAUCGCCGCAAGCUCAUGGAGUUUCUUAUGUCUUCGGGUUUGGUAAAAGAGCUUCGUUCCCCUUCUGGUUCCCCUACUUCUCUUUCUCCGGCUGAUUUGGAUGCUCUCAGUGCCGAUUAUGUUUUAGAUUGCGUGAAAUCCGGUGGUGUAGUUGAUGUAUCCAAGGGCAGAGAGAAAUACAAUUUUGAUUCAUCAUACCCUGUAACAAUACACUCUGAGUCUGGAGAUUCCUAUUUUCUUGUGUCGAGUCCGGAUUUAGCAGGUUCUCCUCCUCAUCGUAUGCCUCCUCCUCCAGUUAACAUUGAAAAAUCCAGUAACAAUGGUGCAGACAUGUCGCGUCACAUGGAUUCUUCUAAUACUCCUUCAGCUAGAGACAACUAUGUAUUUAAAGAGGAAACACCUGACAUCAAACCCGUGAAACCUAUCAAAAUCAUUCCUCUUGGCUUGCCACCCUUGAGAACAGGGUUAUCGGAUGAUGAUUUACGAGAAGCAGCAUAUGAAUUAAUGAUUGCUUCUAUGUUGCUUUCAAGUGUUGAGGCGUAUCCUACUCAUAGAAGAAAGAUAGAAAAAAGCUCUAGACUAAUGUUAAGUUUGAAAAGAAAAGAUAAACCACAUCUGCAGCCUCAGAUCUCUAAUACACACUCAGAGGUCAUCAACAUGAUCCGUGUACAGAUGCAGAUUUCAUCAAAGAUGGAUACAUGCAUACGGAGAAAUCUGGUACAGUUGGCAACAUUAAGGACAGGUGAACAAAUUGAUCUUCCACAGUUAGCAUUGGGGCUUUUGGUUGGAAUAUUCAAAUCAGAUUUUCCUAAUGAAAAGCUCUACAUGAAGUGGAAGACUAGACAGGCUAACCUACUAGAAGAAGUCCUCUGUUUCUCACCUAGUCUGGAGAAAAACGAACGAGCAACUAUGAGAAAAUGCCUUGCAACGAUUAGAGACUCAAAGGAAUGGGAUGUUGUAGUAUCUGCUUCACUACGUAUUGAGGUUCUAUCGUCUAUAAGGCAGGUGGCUUCAAAGUUGUCAUCACUACCAGGCCGAUGUGGUAUUGAAGAAGAAACUUAUUACUGGACUGCUAUCUACCAUUUGAACAUUAGACUCUAUGAGAAACUAUUAUUUGGUGUAUUUGAUACUCUUGAUGAGGGUCAAGUCAUAGAGGAUGCCUCAUCAAUGCUUUUCCAUAUGAAAUCAAUUUGGUCGACAUUGGGCAUAACUGAGAAUCUACAUAGUGCAAUAUAUGGAUGGGUUCUUUUCCAACAGUUUGUGUGCACAGGUGAGCCUUCUCUUCUAGGGAGCACAAUUCAGGAGUUGCAGAAAGUUACUUCUGCUGAAAGUGGCAACCCGAAGGAAGAUCUUUAUUUAAGUCAUCUAGUAUGUUCAAGGCAAACCAUUGGAACUGACAUACACUUAGGUCUUGUGAAGGCUAUUUUAACUUCAGUUAGUGCUUGGUGUGAUGAUAAACUUCAGGACUAUCAUCUACACUUUGGUAAGAAACCUCGUGAUUUUGGAAUGCUUGUCAGAUUGGCAUCAACAGUUGGACUUCCUCCAGCUGACUGUACCAGAACUGAGCUUAUCAAGCUGGAUACCUUGAGUGAUGAUGUUAGUGAUAAGAUACAAUCCUAUGUUCAGAACUCUAUCAAAGGUGCAUGUGCCAGGGCUGCGCAUUUUGCUUACGUGAAAUCUCAUGGUGAGCGUACGCAUGCUCUAGCUCUGCUUGCAAAUGAACUAACCGUCAUCGCAAAAGUAGAGAUCAACGAGUUUGUCCCAGUUUUCUCCAAAUGGUUACCCGAAUGUAUGAUGAUCUCGGCCAUGCUGCUACAUCGGUUUUAUGGAGAAAGACUGACACCUUUCCUCGAAGGAGUUUCAUCCCUCUCUGGUGAUGUUAGAAAAGUAGUCCCUGCUGCUUAUAUGUUACAGGAAGAGUUAACUCAACUGUAUAAUUGCCAUAGCAAAUCUAAGUUGCGCAAACCUUACUUCCAUAAGUUGAAGAAUUACGAGGUCACUGACAAGAUUUCUUAUAUAGAUUGGAUUUCAGAACAAAAUUAUAUCACUUCUCAGUUUUCUGGUUUGCUAACUCAAUUUAACAUGUCAAUAAGUCAUAAAAGAGACUAUCCAUCGGUUUAUGUGCAGAUAGAAAAGGCUGUCAAACCAGUAAUGCUGGACUGGCUUAUCUCUCAACAUGAUCAUAUCUUACAAUGGACUAGGCGAGCUUUUGAAAUCGAGGAGUGGGAGCCUCUAUCAGUUCAACAAAGACAUGCUGCAUCAAUCGUUGAAAUAUUCAGGAUCAUAGAAGAGACUGUGUCUCAGCUGUUUGGUUUACAUCUACCUGUUGAUAUCACACAUCUCCAAGCUCUUCUCUCAUUAAUUUACCAUAGCUUGGAUACUUAUCUUCAGAGAGUUUUCGAUCAACUAGUUGACAAGAAGUUUCUGUAUCCGUCAGCUCCUCCUUUAACUCGAUUCACAGAAAAUGUAAUGCCAGUAAUGAAGAGGAAGUCACUCGAGUUUAGUGAGCCAGAUAAUAAAAUAGUUAAGAAACUGGAUGAACUGACGAUACCAAAACUCUGCAUAAUAUUGAAUACACUCUGUUAUAUCCAGAAACAAAUCAGUGCAACAGAAGUAGGCAUAAGGAAAUCUUUGACACUUGUUGAAGCCUCUCUCAACAAGAGAUCAGAAAUCGAGACUGAUGAAGCUGAAGUGGAGAAUUCACUGACGCAUAGUGAAGCUGUUGAUGAACUCUUUGCUACCACCUAUGACAGCCUCAGGGACACCAAUGCCAAUUGCAUAACCAAAACCCGUGACCUAAUUGGGGCAAGAGCGAUUUUCUGGGAUCUGAGAGACAUGUUCCUUAUACAGUUGUACAAUGGCACAGUCGAAGGCGCCCGCUUGGAAAGAAUACUCCCUCACAUUGAUUCAGUCCUUGAUACUGUAUGCAGUUUGAGUUAUGAGGACUCACGGGAUAUGGUGGUGUUAAGCAUCUGCCGAUCCGCUCUGGAAGCCUAUGUUCGAGUACUACUUGAUGGAGGGCCAACCCGUGCCUUUUCGGAUUCUGACAUCACCUUGAUGGAAGAAGAUCUCAGUAUUUUGAAAGAGUUCUUCAUUGCCGAUGGGGAGGGACUUCCUCGUUCACUAGUUGAGCAAGAAGCGAAACAGGCGAAAGAGAUCCUCGACUUGUACUCUCUCGAGAGCGAUAUGCUAAUUCAGAUGCUAAUGACUGCGAGCGAGCUCAUCAACAUGGGGGUGAGUUCAGAGCAGCGGCGCUUGGAGGAUGCACAAACUCUUGUUAGAGUUCUUUGCCACAAGAAAGAUCGUAACGCCUCCAAAUUCUUAAAGCGCCAGUACGAGCUUCCUAUGUCAACAGAAUAUGAAGAUGUAACAUUGAAUCUGCCUGCUUUAUCCGAAAUCGUGAGAAGCACAUCCACUCACUGGAGCACAGCAAGCCAGAAUAGUUUCAGUUCCAUCAAGAAGAAGAUUCAGGAGGCAACAUCUGAAAUCAGGAACAACUCAGGAUGGUAG